AGUUGGCCAAAAAAAACAAAAACGACAGUUCUCUACUGAUUCUCCAUCAGGGUUGUAAGUAGAGGGAAAAUGCGGAAGGUGGGCAAUUUAGUACGGAAGGGAUGCAAAGCUGUUCAGGAUCUGAACUUGGUCAAGCUCCUCCAGUCUGAAAUUCAACAUGAGCUUUCCUCUAACCAUUAUCCGACAAGCAGAAGCAGUUCAUUGGGAGAUUUUGUGGUGGAAUGGGAUUCACCGCAGUCCAAAGAUGUGGUUUUGAGGAGAAAAUUGGAGUCUGGUGGAGAGGUUGCUGUUUCAGCUAUGUUGGGUCCCUUUUCUGAUACCACUGACAGAGAGGAGUAUUUGUAUCCAAGGGAUGUUGUGAUGAAGGUAUGCGUGAAGAAGCCUGGGUUGAGCUCUAUACUGCAGUUUGACUGUGAGAUAUUUGAGCAAGACGGUAUUGGUUCUUCGUUUGCAAUCUGGGAAUUCUAUUAUAUUCAAUCACCAGCUCGAAUUGGCCCUUCGGUCUAUAGGGGUCCCUCAUUCAGCUAUGUGGAUAUCAAAUUACAUCUUGCACUCAAGGAAUAUCUAGUGGCCAAGGGUAUUGGAGAAGAGCUUACUAACUUCCUCUUGCACCACCUACACAAAAAAGAACAAGGGCAAUAUGUGAACUGGCUACAGAAGCUUGAAUCAUUUGUUGCAAAACCAGAGUCAUAGACAGGAAUCGUCAAAUCGAUCACUAUCAUUUGAUGUAACUAAAGAAUUUAGGUAGGUAAUGUACUUAGACCAUAAAGAUGCCAUCAUUUUUUGGUUGCUUUGGAAGGACCGAACACGACUUAUUCCAGGCUCAACUCAUGUCACUUGCCACUUGGGCAGGGUUUUAAAUGUAGAAUCCCUGGAACUUUUUCAAGGGUAUUUUUUUUUU
Molecule: messenger RNA, 901 nt
Organism: Rosa rugosa (rugosa rose)
Lineage: Eukaryota; Viridiplantae; Streptophyta; Magnoliopsida; Rosales; Rosaceae
Exons: 3
Coding region: 70-693 (207 amino acids)
Cellular component (GO): mitochondrial matrix
Source: RefSeq, a predicted model, not a curated record